Molecule: messenger RNA, 2694 nt
Organism: Mobula hypostoma (lesser devil ray)
Lineage: Eukaryota; Metazoa; Chordata; Chondrichthyes; Myliobatiformes; Myliobatidae
Product: E3 ubiquitin/ISG15 ligase TRIM25-like
Exons: 6
Coding region: 28-1557 (509 amino acids)
Molecular function (GO): protein binding; zinc ion binding
Source: RefSeq, a predicted model, not a curated record
CCCUCCCCCUCCAAUGCUGCCUCAGUCAUGGCAACUGCGGCAUCGCAGCCGCGGUCGGCCGACGAGCCGACCUGCCCCAUCUGCCUGCAGCUGUACACCGACCCGGUGGUGCUGGGCUGCGAGCACCGGUUCUGCCGCUCGUGCCUGGCCGAGUUGGCGGCGGCGGCCGAGCGCUGCCCCGAGUGCGGCCCGCGGGAGCCGGAGCCGGUGCCGGUGCCCUGCAGCUACUGCAGCCGGGCGCAGCAAGCCGCCGUCAAAACCUGCCUCAAAUGCGAGGCGUCCAUGUGCUCGCUGCACCUCAAGCUGCACACGGGCAGCGGCGUCUUCCGCAACCACCCGCUGGUGGACACGGCCGCCGACCUCUCCGCCUGGAAGUGCGCCGAGCACGAAAAGGUGCUCGACGUCUACUGCAGGGACGACCGGGUGUGUGUCUGCACCCUCUGCACGCUCAUCGGCCGCCACCGCGGACACCGCUGCGGCAGCAUCAGCGAGGGGGAGAGGGAGCUGAGGGCUCAGCUGUACCGGCACCUGAAGACCAUCGAGCGGAACACCGCGUCCGUGCAGGCCGCCCUCAGCGAACUUCACACCCAGAAGGUGAACACUCAGAAUCUGAUAGCAGAAACGAAGAGGGAAGUCAAGGAGAAGUAUGAUGAAUUGAGGAAACAUAUUGAAAAUGAAGAGCGGGAUGUUUUCCUGUGUCUGGAUAAGGAGCAGAACCGUGUGAUAACAGAAAUUGACAUUCAAAUCCACAAGCUGGAGAAGGAAAUCAAGUUCUAUGAGAUGUGCCUGGACAAUUUUAAUGACCUCUCACAAAAGAGUGAAAAGCUUUCAUUUAUACAGGGAUUCAGUUCAAUGAUAACCAGGAUCAAGAAUGCAUCAGAACCAUUCAAGUCGCCUCAGCCUCAUCCUUGCCUGGAUAAAAUAAAACUGGAUAGGAUAAAAAAUCACACACAGAAAAACUUCGAGCUUGUCUCCCACGUGAAGAAAGACAGGGAUCGCCUGGUUUCUUUGUAUGGACAACGGCUGACCCCGGAUCUGAACUCGGCCCACGCCCAGUUUAUCCUGUCUGACGGGAACCGAACGGUGUCCCUGGCUGCCAAGAGGCAGCCGGUGGCCCGGAGCACGGAGCGGUUCGACUGCUGCCAGCAGCUGUUGUGCGCCGAGGGGGUGAAGGCGGGCCGCUCCUACUGGGAAGUGGAGGUGACUGGGGACAGCGGGGUCUGGAAGAUCGGGCUUUGCUACAAGACCAUCAGCCGCAAGGGCAAGGGCACCGAGUGUCUGCUGGGCCGCAACUCCAAGUCGUGGUGUCUCUACUCGCUGGUGGGCUCGGUGCUGGCUCUGCACAAUGACAGCGACACCAAGCUGACGGUGGGGAGCAUUUCCAGGGUGGGAGUGUAUGUGGAUUUUGAGGCUGGAACGAUCUUGUUCUACAGCGUGUCGGAUAGGAAACUCACCCUAAUCCACAGCUUCCAGGAAGCGGCAUUCACCGAGCCCCUCUACCCGGCACUACAGAUCGGAGAUUUCACCACAUCUCUGACCCUCUGUUCACUCAAGUGACUUGGCCACGUACAGCGGAACAGCAGCAACCCGCUGUGUCUGGGUCUUGAAAGCGCUUUUUAAUUAGUCUCACCCUCUUUUCCUUCCCCACAGACCUGCGUAUCUUACACCAUCUUUGAUUGAGCUCAUUCUUUUUAUGGUUAGGAUUGAGUGGUGAUUUUACACAUUUCUCGUGCCUGCUUUUUAAAACUUAAAUGCCUUCCCGUACAGUAACUCAUCGAUAGGGCUGAGUGCUUAGCCUCUUUACAACUAAGCAUUCGUUCGGACCAGCAGAACCUCACCUGGCAGCCGAGGCAAGGAGAAUGUCUGGGUCAUUUGUAAGACAUUGGUCUGAGACUGCGGGGGUGACAGGGUUAAGUCUACAUGAGUGGCAGUGGCAGGGUGUGUGUCCUGGCCAUAGCUUGAGCGCUCAUUGCCCCUUUUAGCCCACGUGAUGGCUCAGGGGUUGGAAGAGACCUGGUCGCGCUUACAGUCUUGUCUCCACUCAGUCCGCCAGCUCACCGUUCGGUCAGCAAUGGAUCAGCCAUAACUCCACACCCCCAUUUCCAACGUCCACCUCAGGCGGCUGAUCUCUCAGUUGAUUUUGGCUCUCGGUUUUAACAGAUCGUGACCAGUACGGCAGUCUUUGUCCCGCAAUCUUUAGUUGGCCACUAAAACUUUCUCCCCCUCCUACCCGAGUCACUACUUCCAGCCUUGGACGCCCUGUAGGGAACUGGGACUUUUGUGGACAACCCGUUGGUUGGAAUGAAGGCCUGAUCUUGUUGCUGACUUUCCAGCACAGGAGAGUCCAGCCCCGUGUCCCGUUGCAUUUCACCUGGUUACUCUCUAAUUCCCAGAGGCGCGACUGUUCCUUUCGCUCGAAAACAUUAGACCGUUUUGCUUUGACCUCUCUCGGACCGAUUCAGCUCUCUGUCCCCCGUGAGUUUCUUUAUCUCCUGAGCUGAUGUGCGUGUAGUGGAACCUGUGAACUGAAAUAUGACUGCCAGUGAAACAUUGUGAAACGUUCAGGAAUUCCUUGUAUUACUAAGUGUUUUAUUUUGUUAUGGAAUGGCACGAAUGCCAAUGUAAUUCUUGCUCGUGAACUGGAAGCUGCUAAGAUGUUUAAUAUUUUGGAUUUUGAAAAAUAAAGUGCUGAUA